AUGCCAAGUGUAUUAUGCCAGUUUAACGUAGACGCAGAGAAGAGAAUAUUUUUUCACACCUUAUUUAACUUCAGUUUGGUAGACGUGUUAACCAUUUUUAAGCUGCUACUACAGCUGAGGAAAAUAACUUUAUACAAACAUAAUGGCAACAUAUUAUUUACGGUAAGGGAAACGAAAAAGGGGGACGACUCUUAUAAAAGCGCAAUUCGCACUUAUCUGCUAUUUUUAAAAAAAUAUUUAUCGAGAAAUGAGCAUGCAGAAGACGCCCUUUUACAGCUGUUUAGGGGUCUCCAAUUUGAGAAGCAAACGGAAAGGCAAAUCGACGCUACGACAAUUUAUGAUGGAAGGGGAAGUGAAGACAUUCCUACCGAUGGUUAUGCUCGAAAGGGGGCUAACAAAAAAAAAUUGACCGUUAGGUACAUUUUAAAAAAAAUUAUUCGCAAGCUUAAUGUUGACAUAAGGCAGAAAGGUUACAUAAACAAUGUGCGUGAUAAAUCGUUCCUUUUUAAAUUUCUCGUAAACAAAAAAAAAUUCCGCAUUUUAUCAUUUUAUAAGAAAAUAAAAGGGGUGUACUACUUGUGCCGAAAUGUUAUGUACGUGCAGGUAAACAGCCACCUGCAGAAAGACAUAGCAGUGAUGAGCCUUGUAUCGACGAACAAGUCAUUCUUCAAAAUUGAGAAGAGCAGAAUAGCAGUUGAUCCUUUUUACGUAAAAUAUUAUUAUAAAUAUCAUCUGAAUAAGUUGCUCAGCCUAUCUGAACGGUUGUUUCUCUCGGGGGGGAACCUAAUACACCUUUCGCAAAUCAAAACGUGUAUUGGCAAAAGUGAGGAACGGGGUCAAGGUGAGAUUUCUUCCCAGGAGAACACCCCCAUUUGGAGCACUCGCACUAUCCCAAACGAAGCAGAAAAUAAAAAUAGCAUAAAAACGAACCCAGUAAUAACACGUUUGAAAAAGGAAGGCAUAAACAUUAAGGUGAUCAACGUGCACCUGAAUGGGAAAUUCUCCGUCGCAAUGCCACUCGUCUUAACGUACAACAUAAAUAAAGAUAUUUUUUACUUAAACGAUUUGUUCUACGUCGAUGGAAGCAAGUAUGAUGUGGGGAGCAUUAUCACCCGAAGAGAAAUUUAUUUUAAUAACUUAUCCUUUUUUCAGGGGAAAAAUUUUAGCUACCUGAACAAUGAAAAUAUUAUCCUAAAUAGUGACCACCUUCAUUUCGACUUAAAUUACGUUCUUCUCUUUUACCACUUGUAUUUCAAUGAGGGGGAAAAUUUAUACAUCCGUCGGUAUAUAAAUCCGACCUUUUGUUUUUACCCCCCCGUAGGUAGUAAGGAAGGGGUGAAUUCGAGAAGGGUGGAAAGGGUUGUAUACCGCGCUGAUAAGAACGUCCUUAAUUUUGUUCUUUGA
Plasmodium vivax (malaria parasite P. vivax) is the source of this 1404-nucleotide messenger RNA. RefSeq lists its product as hypothetical. NCBI's taxonomy places the organism in Eukaryota, Apicomplexa, Aconoidasida, Haemosporida, Plasmodiidae. The record is from RefSeq and is a predicted model, not a curated record. The transcript has a single exon. Bases 1 to 1404 code for a protein of 467 amino acids.